Molecule: messenger RNA, 1751 nt
Organism: Talpa occidentalis (Iberian mole)
Lineage: Eukaryota; Metazoa; Chordata; Mammalia; Eulipotyphla; Talpidae
Gene: CTSD
Product: cathepsin D
Exons: 9
Coding region: 18-1250 (410 amino acids)
Biological process (GO): proteolysis
Cellular component (GO): lysosome
Molecular function (GO): aspartic-type endopeptidase activity
Source: RefSeq, a predicted model, not a curated record
CCGCCGAGCGCGCCGCCAUGCAGCCCCCCAGCCUCCCGCUGCUCCUGCUCGGCCUGCUGGCCGCGCCCGCCGCCCCGCUGCUGCGAAUCCCGCUGCACAAGUUCAAGUCCAUCCGCCGGACCAUGUCGGAGGCGGGCGGCCCCGUGGAGGGCCUGAUUGCCCCGGGCCCCAUGACCAAGUACACCCAGGGGGCGCCCACCAUGGCCAGUGGGCCCAUCCCCGAGAUGCUCAAGAACUACAUGGACGCCCAGUACUACGGGGAGAUCGGCAUCGGGACCCCCCCACAGUGCUUCACAGUCGUGUUCGACACCGGCUCCUCCAACCUGUGGGUCCCCUCCGUGCACUGCAAGUUACUGGACAUCGCCUGCUGGGUCCACCACAAGUACAACAGCGCCAAGUCCAGCACCUACGUGAAGAAUGGCACCACCUUCGACAUCCACUACGGCUCGGGCAGCCUCUCGGGGUACCUGAGCCAGGACACCGUGUCGGUGCCCUGCAAGUCCGAGGCGUCCGGCGUGGCCGGCGUCAGGGUGGAGAGGCAGACCUUCGGGGAGGCCACCAAGCAGCCGGGCAUCACCUUCAUCGCGGCCAGGUUCGACGGCAUCCUGGGCAUGGCCUACCCCCGCAUCUCCGUCAACAACGUGGUGCCCGUGUUUGACAACCUGAUGGAGCAGAAGCUGGUGGAGAAGAACAUCUUCUCCUUCUACCUGAACAGGGACCCGAACGCACAGCCAGGGGGCGAGCUGAUGCUGGGGGGCACCGACCCCAAGUUCUUCACGGGCCCCCUGGUGUACCACAACGUCACCCGCAAGGCCUACUGGCAGAUCCACAUGGACCAGCUGGAGGUGGGCAACGGCCUGACCCUGUGCAAGGGGGGCUGCGAGGCCAUCGUGGACACCGGCACGUCCCUCGUGGUGGGCCCCGUGGCCGAGGUGACGGAGCUGCAGAAAGCCAUCGGGGCGCUGCCCCUGAUCCAGGGCGAGUACAUGAUCCCUUGUGAGAAGGUGUCCAGCCUGCCCGAGGUCACCCUGAAGCUGGGAGGCCAGAAGUACACGCUGUCCGCCGAGGACUACACGCUGAAGGUGUCGCAGGGCGGGAAGACCAUCUGCCUGAGCGGCUUCAUGGGCAUGGACAUCCCGCCGCCGGGCGGGCCCCUCUGGAUCCUGGGCGACGUGUUCAUCGGCCGCUACUACGCCGUGUUCGACCGUGAGGAGAACCGGGUGGGCCUGGCUCAGGCUGCCAAGUUGUAGCUGCCGCCCGGCUCGCACGGACCCGGGGCCCCCGCCCGCCGCCGUCUCACACACACACUCGCCCGCGCCCGCGGGCCUCUGGACGCCGCAGGCCCCGCCGGCCUGCAGUUCUGUUCUGUGGUCCCCCCCUGGUUUCAGGAAGGCCGGCUGUGCGCGCCUGCCCGCCCGGCUCCCCGUCCGUCUGCCCGUCCGUCUGGGGCGGGGCUGUGGGCACAGAUGAGGGCCGUGCCGCCCACCCUGCCCCAGCCUCCCUCCCACCCGUGCUCCCCGCCCCCCUCCCUCCCGAGUCCCCGCUCCUCCCCGGCUGGGCCGCCCCCGCUGUCCUCUGUCCCAGCCUGGCCGGUGGGGCAGCUGCGGAGGGCCGGCUGAGACCAGAGGACAGCAGGAGGGAGCCGGGCCUGCCCAGGGCGCCCGCCAGCCGAGGGAGGUGCGGCGCUGGCCUCUCGGCCGCCCCUGCAGCCGCGGGAGCCACAGUCGACAUAAAGCACAGCUGUCCGGCCU